This is a messenger RNA of Phlebotomus papatasi, 1424 nucleotides long. Its product is annotated as inactive ubiquitin carboxyl-terminal hydrolase MINDY-4B. NCBI's taxonomy places the organism in Eukaryota, Metazoa, Arthropoda, Insecta, Diptera, Psychodidae. Gene Ontology annotation, biological process: protein K48-linked deubiquitination. The coding region runs from base 148 to 1335 and encodes 395 amino acids. The transcript is spliced from 8 exons. The record is from RefSeq and is a predicted model, not a curated record. Gene Ontology annotation, molecular function: cysteine-type deubiquitinase activity; K48-linked deubiquitinase activity.
CUUGCUCUAUUAUUAUUACCUUUUUUGCCAAACCGAGUAUUGAAACAGCCAAAGUGAAGCUCAGAGUGUCGCUCUGUCCUUAGUAUAAAUAAGAGGUAGUCUCUAACGUUUAGAGUAGUGCGUAUCCGUCAAGGAGUCAGUUGGAACAUGGUGACUCGAAUUAAGUUAACGGGCGGAACUCCCAUUACUCUCGAGCAAGCUAUUGAUCUGCGUCAGACGGUCUUUGGGUCAGCAGCAGCUCCUCCACGAGGAGAAUGGACAAGAACGGGUCUCAUAUUUGGUCAACCGAAUCAGGAAUUGCCAUAUGGUUUACGAUGCCCAAGAAAUGCAACACGAGGACUUCAGUCAGUUCUACAAGCUUUCAUCAUAAAAUACUUCCUUUUUGACAGUAGAGCACGAGAAAAAUCUCUCCCACUGGACGUUCUCUUGAAACCGACCGAAGCUCAGCAGCAUGAAGCACUUUGGCGGUCUAUUUCAUCCAUUCUUUGGAUGAUUGGUGAAAAAUCGUUGGUAACCGUGGUUCUACCAGGAGAAAUACCACAUAUCCCCCACAGUCACACGUACUUUCAGGAUUCAGUUACAGAAAAAUUGUACCUCUUUGAGUUCACCAAUUUGGAAGAUUUGCAAAUAUUUAUCAAACGGUUUUUAUUUUUCUUUGUUGAAGAUCCAGGACCAGGCGCCUUGGUGUUUCUGUACAGUGCUGUUAUCACCAGAUCAACAGCCAAAAUCAAGACAGAUUUGGAUGCACCAAAAGGUGCUCAUUUAAUGGGACCGCAUGAAGAGGGAUCACUUAAUGUUGUUACUCUACUCUUAACCGGAAGAGCUACGCCAUAUUUACACAAUGGUGUUGUUUAUGUCGGCGAUGAGGACCACUAUGCCCUUCCACAAUUUGGAAUCCUGCAGAGAUCUAGCAUCGGUCUAAUUGUCUGGGAGGGUGAUAAUGAGGCUGUUCAGGCAUCAUCUCGCCAGCCAGGAUCUCGACUUAAGACACCGGCUAUCCCUAUUUGGGUUACCAGCUGCUGCGGUCACUAUGGCGUUGUCUUCAAUUCCAAUCGGGAGCUUUUGAGGAAUUACCACGCUGAGAAACGGUUUGAAUUGCACUAUUACACCUGUGCUGGAUGCCACCUCUCUAUGACAGUGGACACAAGGACCCAUGAGGAUCCAGAAGCUAUGCUACAGAGGCAGAAUAGUAGUGCAGGGAGUGGAAACAACAGCGGAAAUAGCAACAAUACUCAGGAUAUUGUCGCUACUCCACUUGAAAGAUUGAUCCAUACAAAGUGGAUGGACGCGAAAAUUACUUUCCACGGUCCAGCCCCACCCUCACUCAACUACUAGUACAUGGGAUAAAUCCUACCUACAGCAUCUGAUAACAAAAAUUCCUGUAACAGUACUGUAAAUCUAGAAUAAAAUUAUCCCAUUCACAA